AUGGCAGAAUCCUACGACCGCGAGCGCCAGAACGACAGUAGACUCGAUGAGCUCUCCGCUAAAGUCAGUGCCCUUCGGGGCGUCACAGUGGACAUCUACGAUAACGCAAGGGCGCAGGACGUCAUUGAUAAUACCUCCGACACAUUUUCCUCCAUGGGCACGACGCUCAAGGGAUCCGCGCAGAGGCUAGGGCGCAUGGCGGCGUCGGGGAAUAAGAUGGCGGCGUUCAAGCUGUCGGGGAUAAUUGUUGGGACGGUGCUGGUGUUGUGGUUUAUUUGGGGGUUGUUUGUGUGA
This is a messenger RNA of Pseudogymnoascus verrucosus, 294 nucleotides long. RefSeq lists its product as uncharacterized. The record is from RefSeq and is a predicted model, not a curated record. The transcript is spliced from 2 exons. Gene Ontology annotation, biological process: intra-Golgi vesicle-mediated transport. NCBI's taxonomy places the organism in Eukaryota, Fungi, Ascomycota, Leotiomycetes, Thelebolales, Thelebolaceae. Bases 1 to 294 code for a protein of 97 amino acids.